Molecule: messenger RNA, 651 nt
Organism: Thecamonas trahens ATCC 50062
Lineage: Eukaryota; Apusomonadida; Apusomonadidae
Exons: 1
Coding region: 18-566 (182 amino acids)
Biological process (GO): iron incorporation into metallo-sulfur cluster; intracellular iron ion homeostasis
Cellular component (GO): mitochondrion
Molecular function (GO): ferric iron binding; ferroxidase activity; ferrous iron binding
Source: RefSeq, a predicted model, not a curated record
AGUGACCGAGUGACAGGAUGCUGCGGCUGCAUGUGCUGAGCUCGGCAACAAGGCGGUGUGUGACUGGAUGGCUGGGUGUGGACGCAGGAGGGGCAGCGCGGACAAGCUGGCUGACGCGCAACGCACUGGUCGCCAGGAGCAUGGCGGCCACGCCGCCUGGCGAGGGAGAAGAGUACAUGGACAUGAACACGUACCACGCAGUGGCCGACGAGACACUGGAGAUGGUUCAAGAAGCCAUCGAGACUGUGUGCGAUGAGCUCGGGCUGGCUGAUGUCGACUCAGCGCUCUCGCAAGGCGUGCUGAACGUGGCCUUUGAAGACGGUGAUGCCGUCUUUGUCCUUAACAAGCAGACGCCCAACCAACAGAUCUGGCUCUCCUCACCCAUCUCUGGGCCCAUGCGGUUCAACUACGACGUCGACGCCGCUCUCUGGCGCCACUGGCGGACCGGCCACGAGUUGGCCAACCUCCUCCGCCAAGAGUUCUCCCAACUUGCUUCCCAGUCGGCCGGCAAGGACGUCAUUGUUGACCUUGAUCUUGGCGAUCUCCACACCCACCACCUGAUCUAACCCAUCCACCCCGUCCACCCCUCCCACCCUGCCCACGCUCGCUCGCCCGUCCCGAUCCCUCCGAUCGCCCGCACGCCAAUCCCCC